Molecule: messenger RNA, 2049 nt
Organism: Kwoniella shivajii
Lineage: Eukaryota; Fungi; Basidiomycota; Tremellomycetes; Tremellales; Cryptococcaceae
Exons: 9
Coding region: 1-2049 (682 amino acids)
Biological process (GO): DNA repair
Cellular component (GO): nucleus
Molecular function (GO): ATP-dependent chromatin remodeler activity; ATP binding
Source: RefSeq, a predicted model, not a curated record
AUGAGUUUCACCAAACCUGUCUCGCUGUGGGCUGGCACUCCAGCUCCGUCUUCGCCUCCCGCUAUGAAGGAGGAACUUUCGCCACCCAACAAGGAAGUGCUAUCGAAGAUCCCGAGGUCGAAUUCUGGAGCGGUCAUUGGUGACUUACUUCACGAUCAUCAAAAAAUAGGUGUCUCCCGACUCUUGUUCAUGGAGAAUGACUAUCGUUCAUUGUAUGAAGCGAUGGUCAGGCAUAACCCUUCACUCGGAGCUCGUCGAUUUCUCGAUCUCUCAGCCUUCAGUCAUAUGUGGGAAGAUGAGGGGCACGGGAUCUGGAGCAGCAGAUUCACCGAAUUUGCGGAACCGGAAAACACGAGACCCCUUCAAGGAAAAGGAAUGAUCCUAGCUGAUGACAUGGGUACUGGAAAAUCACUGACUAUUCUUGCUCUUAUUGAAGCAUCUCUGGUCGCUGCAAACGCGUGGAUGUUCUCUCCUGAAUCCGACCCCGAAGAGCCUACGUAUCGACUUCCCAAACAAUACCUCAUGGAUAACAUCUACAUAGAUGCUCCACCCAAAACAAACCCCUCUAUCUCUGAGCCUAGACAUAAAUUUUGGGAUUCAAAUGGCCAUCUCCUUGAUGAACGAUCUUCUACUUUUCAAACGCCUUCGGGACUUCGCAAAUGCGGCGCGACUCUUAUCGUCUGCCCAAAGUCUGUGAUCGAAGUAUGGAUCGACCACCUCGACAAUCACUGGCUUGGGAACAAAGGUUGGAGUACUUUGCAAGGGAGUCAGCAUAAAAUGGACUUUCAGAAUCGUCCUCUUUUGGUUCACAACCACUUUGAAGUCCCAAAACAUCGAGAUAUGACCUCUCUAAAGAAGGCGUCCAUCAUCCUUACCACUUAUGAAGCUCUUGCCACUGAUAUUCGAAAGGGCGACGAGGGGACAUUUCAUCGUUUGAUCUUCUAUCGAGUAGUUCUGGAUGAAGGGCAUCGAAUCAGGAACACGGCUACGCAAAUAUUCCAGUCUGUCGAAUCGUUGCACAAACGUCACAUCCACGUUCUCACAGGCACUCCGAUCCAGAAUCAUCUUUCCGAUCUGCAUGCUUACGCCCGUCUAUUCGAGCUUCCAUGUGGCCUAUCAGAGCCGGAGGUUCUCGAGGAAUACUGUAUCAAUCCGGCGAUCAGAAAACUUCCGUGUGCAGAUGCUGCCAAUCUCCGAGCCUGGGGAGAUAUCUUUGCCUUGCGACGACUCAAAAAGGAUCUGGAGUAUAUUCCGUUACCCCUCAAAACGAUCAAGAUGUUCUGGCUCAGAAACAGAAUGUUGAAAGAGCAGUUCAAAGGGGUAGAAGAUCGGGUCGUAAGACCUUGGCAUGACGAGGUUUCUGGCGAUCAACCAAGCAAGAGGAUCAGAGGAACAGAGUGGCUUUCGGAAUUCAACAAAAAUAAAGGUAGACAACAGGUAUAUAAGCCACUUACAAGUAAAGGUUCCAUCAAGAUGAGAUGGUUUGACUUCUUCCUUGACACUCAAGAGCAUGGGAAAAUCGUAGUCUUCCAUCACUGGAAGUAUACGUUUAGAGAAGCCAAAGCCAAGCUCAAAAAUGCUGGAUACCAAAUCCACGAACUACAAAGUACUCUUACGACUAAGGAGAGGAUCGAGACCACUAAAGGAUUCAACGAUAUGGAACAAGGCAAGAUUUGUCUUUUGACGUCAAUCAUGGUUGGUGGCGAGGGGUUGUCAAUGAUCGGGGCUACUGCAUGUGUGUUCCUUGAUCUCAUGUGGAAUCCCGCCUGGCAUGAACAAUCGAUGAAUCGGUUGCACCGUCAAGGUCAGACCAGCCCUGUGACAGUGUACAUCCCGGUGAUUCAGAAGACUUAUGAGAAUGCAAUAUGGGUUCGACAGCAGGCGAAACGGGGGUUCUCUCAACUGCUCUUUCCUGAUGAUCCUCCAGGCGAAAUCGCGUUGUCUGAAUUUCCGACAGAACUACUUCAAUGGUUAAGAGAUCAUGCAGAUAUCCCUGGUGAAGAUGACGAGUAUGCAGAACCUGACGAGGAUGAGGGAGAUAGUGAUUAA